Molecule: messenger RNA, 1918 nt
Organism: Cyprinodon tularosa
Lineage: Eukaryota; Metazoa; Chordata; Actinopteri; Cyprinodontiformes; Cyprinodontidae
Exons: 5
Coding region: 340-1509 (389 amino acids)
Cellular component (GO): plasma membrane
Source: RefSeq, a predicted model, not a curated record
GAGGAGGAGGAGGCUGGAGAAAGACUAGCAGUAAGUGGAGAGCGGUGAGAGCAGGCAGAUUACAGCUGGGUGCAGCUUGUACGUGUACGUACAACCAUCUCUCACAUCCUUUUUCUCUCUGUAAAGCAUCACGGCAAGACCAUGAAGGGAAACACAGUUUAAUUUUAUUCAGGAAAGGUUUAAGAAAAAAUUCAGAAGAGGACAAAGAAGAAGAAAAGAAAACGGAAAGGAAUAAAAGGAAUUCAACAAACUUCCGCUGUUAAGGAUUCUUCAUUUUGUCUGGAAGCCUAACUAUGAAGCAGUGAGUUCUCUUUCUUAUCCUCUUCAACUCCUGACACCAUGUCACUCAGGGACAGAUCAAGCAGUGAACGCUCUGGCAGCCACCUCCGGAUGAUGCUGCUUCCCCUGCUCUGCUCUCUGCUCCUGGCACACGGCUCCUCUCAGAGCACAAAGGACUCACAGUCAACCACUGCCACUCUGCUGCUUGAAGACUGGGCGGGGAGCACAGUCCCACUGCAGCCUGACCUGCAGACUGUAGCCCAAACACCCACAGAGGAGUCGACAGAGUCACCCACAGAAGCUCAGACAGAGGCUCUAACAGAGAUGCAGACUCAGGUCUUCACCACCAACAACUAUACAGGCCUGUCCUGUGUCCCUGUCCUGCCACCUCGCCGGGGUUCCUUCUACGUGGAGAGUGGUACUGGCAUGUCGAUUGGCAGUGUGCUAGCCUUCUGGUGCAGAGAGGGAUACCAGCUGGUUGGCAGUGACAAAAUCUCCUGCUAUGUCAGAAGGGGAAAAGCCCAGUGGAGCAACUACCUGCCCGUCUGUGAAGCAAUCCCCAGACCGGAGGACAGAGGACUGAGAGUAGCGGUGUUAGCCUCAGUUGUGAGUGGCAUCGUCAUUUUCGCCAUGUCCUUGUCCUUCCUCGUCUGCUGCCUGCAGGAGCGGUCAAGUCGGGACCGUGCCAAGAAAGAGGGCCGCAGCAGGCGGAGAGAGAAGCGAUCAGGUCGCCGCAGUGAGUGUUGGCUGGAGACAGAGGAAGGAGAGUGGGAAGCCUUCCCGCCACCAAAGAUCUUCCACCUGUCCCAAAGGAUGAACCCCCGCCUCGCUCCUGACAGUCCCCUCUACCUGACAGGAGGCCUCGGUGGAUACGAGAACAGAGGAUACCAACGGAGUCAGGAAAGUUUGCUGAAGACCUCCCUGCCUGGACUCUACCGUUCUGAGUCGCAGCUGUAUCCACAUGUGGUCCUUCAGAGGGUCCCGACCCCUACCGCGCCCUCUGCUCCUUCCGCGCCGUCGGCCCCAAUGUAUCUCCACCUUCCUCCGUCUUCCUCUGGAGGAUCCUCCCCGGUGCACACCACUACCCAAAGCCAGCCACCGUUAAUGGCACAAUACCCAACACCAACAUAUCCGCCCAACCCCAACGCUGCUGUACCUGCCUACCCCCAUCCAACACCAGCACCCAUUUACCCCAACCCAAACCCGCCACCUCAGAGGCCAUGGCAGUAACUUCCAUCCUCUGAUUCUGUAGGUUGUUCAAGCUGGAUAUGCAGUGAGCUCAGAGAAAGAGGGGGACAGACUUGAGUUCUAGAGAAGACCCUCUACUCUUUCUUAUCCCCCUUUUCUCCCACAGAAGUCUGAAAACACCCUGCUCCAGUGCAGAUAAGAAGGACAGGAGGCAAACGACAAAGCACUCCUUCUUACUGCAUGUUUGAUGCACUUUUCCUGUGGCCAGAACUCAACCAGUCAAUGGUUUGUUUUCUUAGGUCUUGCAGAAAUAGAAGGUCCUCUUAGAAAACUGGUUUCUGCACCAUUUUGCAAGGAAUUCUAUGAAACCAGUGAACUCAGGGGCUUGGGUUGGGGUUAGAAUUUGUGCACUAAUCUAAAAUAUAUGAGAAACAUGCAACAGUAGGUGUGU